Aspergillus eucalypticola CBS 122712 is the source of this 473-nucleotide messenger RNA. RefSeq lists its product as uncharacterized. The transcript is spliced from 3 exons. Bases 125 to 367 code for a protein of 80 amino acids. Lineage: Eukaryota; Fungi; Ascomycota; Eurotiomycetes; Eurotiales; Aspergillaceae. The record is from RefSeq and is a predicted model, not a curated record.
AUACUAUAGUUGGGCAAAUGCCAAAAAAUAAUCUUCCACAAAUAAGCGUCAGGUUUAGGUCCACCUAAAUGAAUCAGCUUGUGUUUUGAAAAACAACAAACAAAAGCUUCCUGAUCAUCUUUCGAUGGCGUGGGUUCGAAUCCCACUCUUGUCAUUAUUUUUCUUCACUUCUCUUUUGCUUUUCUUUUUCUUAGUUUCUAAUCACCUGCUGGGUUUGUUGCAUCUAGUGUUUGUUGAUUUUGGUUUGAGGUUUUAUGUUGGUGUUUUGUUGAAGGCAUGGAAGAGAACUGCUUCGCUUUUUGAUUGUGAGGAAGCGAGACCUCGGGCACUACAUAGUAAGUUGUUUCAUGGGUACACUGAUUGCUAAAUUCUUGAGGUUAAGUAUAUAGUACCAACAUGGAUAGGACCAUCAAUCGUCGGUUUCAAUAUUGUGCGUUGCUAUUCGCUUCACAGGAGUCAGAAUCUCGAGUAUA